AGCCUCAGCUGAAGAUCUCCCGGGUCCAUUUCCAACAUCCCCAUUUGCUCAGCCAUGCGCUCUCUCUCACUGUACCUCCAUUUUUUCCAACCCAGCAGCCCUCUGCCUGACCGCAGCGCCUAUCCUUCCACAGGACAAAGCCUCUCUGUGGCUCAGGGCCACUUACCAGCCAGCCCUAGAAUGGAGAAAGGAAGCCCAGGUGUUGCCAGGAAUAACUGGAGCAGCUCUCCACCCAGGAAUGAUCCUCUGAGACUUGUUGGGAUAAGCCCCUUUCUUGAUUCUUCAGAAAUUGUCCUGGAUAGUCCCCCAAAGAGAGAUGAGAAGAAGAUGAAAGCUGCUCGGCUCAAAUUUGACUUCCAGGCAGAGUCGCCAAAGGAACUGACUUUGCAGAAGGGUGACAUUGUCUACAUUCACAAGGAAGUGGAUAGAAACUGGCUGGAAGGAGAACACCAUGGCAGGGUGGGCAUUUUCCCUACCAACUAUGUGGAGAUAUCCUAUUUAUAGCCCUGGGGCUCCAGUCUGUGCCGUAGCUGAAGAACGCUAUAGCCCCGUCCCCUAGGAGGAGGUCGUGUGCCUGAGGAUUUGCACUCACUACUCGUUGGUUUGCCCAACCCACGAGGACUUAGGAGCAGCCUUGUUCAAAGAUGUAAAUCUCCCAGUGGGGUAUUCGGUUAACUUUGAUUAAGAAACAGAUCUCCCUACACCUUUGAGAAAGGGGCCUGUUGUGCCUUUAGGGCAGCAGGUUUAAGGAGAAAUGUUUGUGAGGAGGAUAAGUUAGAUUCUUCAGGGGAGCAAACUCUUACCUGGCAGAAUGUCUGGCUUUAAUAAUUACUUUAAUGUGUAAUGUACUUUAUUCUGUUUUAUGUAUUUAUAUUUUGUAAUGACUUUGGCUUGACUGACUGAAUAAAUGAUGAAUGAAAUGUUG
Molecule: messenger RNA, 925 nt
Organism: Podarcis muralis (Common wall lizard)
Lineage: Eukaryota; Metazoa; Chordata; Lepidosauria; Squamata; Lacertidae
Source: RefSeq, a predicted model, not a curated record